GAAAGAAUACUUCCGGGGUAAUAGGAGCAGCUCGUCGGCAACAGUGGCGGCGGUGCGGGCAGCAGCAGGCUAGGUGAUGAUCUAAUCAUGUCGGAUAAAGAUGAUAUUGAGACUCCAGUGACAACUGAAGCAGUCCCCAGCCUUGAAGAUGGGAACUCUGAGCCAGCCAAGAAUUCUGAGUCUGUUGACCAAAGUAUCAAGCCAGAGAGUAAACCAGAACCUGUAGUUUCUACUAGAAAGAGACCAGAAUCCAAACCUUCCAGUGACCUUGAAACUUCAGAAGUUCUUCCUAUUCAAGCACCACAGGCUGCAGGCAAAGAGACUGUUUCCAAAGAUGUACCCCAGACUGGAUGGGGUUAUUGGGGCAGCUGGGGCAAGUCCUUGCUUUCUUCAGCCUCCGCUACAGUAGCCACAGUAGGACAAGGUAUUACAAAUGUCAUUGAGAAGGCAGAGAUUUCCCUUGGAAUCCCUCCUCCCAGUGAAAUUUCAAGUGAGGUCCAAUAUGCAACAGGGGAGACAAAUGCCAAAGAGAAUGAAAACUCCUCCCCAGUGAUUGGACCGUUUGGUGUAUUCUCGACCAUCUCGACUGCUGUUCAGAGCACAGGAAAGACCGUUAUCAGUGGGGGUUUGGAUGCCUUGGAAUUCAUUGGGAAAAAGACAAUGGAUGUAAUAGCAGAAGGAGAUCCUGGAUUUAAAAGAACCAAGGAUCUAAUGAACCGGAAUUCUACACUGUCUCAGGUUUUACGAGAGGCGAAGGAGAAAGAAGAGCAGUGGACCACCAAUGAGGUUACUAUGGAAACGGACAAGAAAACUCAUUAUGGGCUACUCUUUGAUGAAUUUCAAGGCCUUUCACAUCUGGAAGCUCUGGAGAUGCUUUCCCGCGAAAGUGAAGUAAAGGUGAAAUCUAUCCUUAAUUCUCUAAGUGGAGAAGAAUUAGAGACUCUAAAACUUGAAUUGGAUCAACUGAAAGAAGCAUUUUCUCUAGAAGAGUUCUCUGAGGAAGAGGAGGAAGAGAAAAAAGGGGAUGAAGACUUUACCAAAGAGAUAACAGAGCUGUUUUCCCAGCUUCAUGUCUCCUCCAAACCAGAGAAACUUGCCAGGGCAAGAAAUACAGCCUAUGAAUGGAUCAGGACAUCUCUGGAGAAGCCAUUAGAAGAGAAGGAAGAAAGAGAAAAACAGUUGGAAGGAGAAAAAACUGAACAAAUCACUAAAAAUUCAAUAGAGGAUAUCCAUGCAUUUGCAAUUCGGAGCCUAGCAGAACUGACUGCCUGCUCAAUUGAACUGUUUCACAAAACAGCAGCUCUGGUUCUGCAUGGGGGGAAGCAGGAAGUGACAGCUAUGGAAAGAAGCAGAACCCUUUCCCAGGUGACAGUUGUGCUGUGUAGAGAGCUGUCCACUCUGUCUAAAGAGCUGACCACCUGCCUAACAGCUGCUGGGGUCAAAGAAAAGGCAGACAUCCUUAAUCCGUUAAUUACUGCAGUAUUUCUAGAGGCAUCAAAUAGUGCUUCUUAUAUUCAGGAUGCCUUUCAGCUCCUCUUACCUGUGCUGGAGAUCUCACUCAUUGAGAACAAGACUGAGUUGCCAGAGGAAUGAGCUGCAGGGCCAGAAGUCUUUGUCAGAACAUUGAAGAACAGAGAAGACUGACCUGAGACUUGUGAUGGCCGAGAAGUGCCCUUCUGUUUUGGGUACCCUUGCAGAACCGAGGGAGGAGAGUUAUGUUAGCAUGUAAAAAUUCAGGCAGGGUAGUUUCACAGGAAGUUCGUUGCCUUCACUGUUUGGCUGACGUAUUCAGAUUCUCACACUGCUCUCCCCAGUCGUUAUAAUUAAGAAAUUAUUUGAAAUAAACUUUUUAAAGAAUGUUCAAAAAUAUUAUCUCUAGGUAAAGGUGAGUGGGACAUUCAGGAAAAAAUAUUGGUCUUGUCUUUGAUUGUGCAGAACACUAAUGAUUUUGUUAAGGAUACGAUUUUGUAGCCCAUGGAUAUGAUUGGUUAUUAAG
This is a messenger RNA of Artibeus jamaicensis (Jamaican fruit-eating bat), 1996 nucleotides long. RefSeq names its product family with sequence similarity 114 member A2 (gene FAM114A2). NCBI's taxonomy places the organism in Eukaryota, Metazoa, Chordata, Mammalia, Chiroptera, Phyllostomidae. The transcript is spliced from 14 exons. Bases 88 to 1593 code for a protein of 501 amino acids. The record is from RefSeq and is a predicted model, not a curated record.